AUGAAGGCGACAAAGAUACUUGGGCUUGCUACGAUAGCGUUUCAAGGCCUUAUUACCUCGACGCAAGGUAGCUGCUCCCAUUCGGCUACAUGCUGUCCACGUUUAGCUGCUCGCCUUCCUGGCAAGGUUUAUUCUCCAGGCUCAGUCGACUAUGAAAGCCGUAUGAACUCGUACUGGUCCGUCAGUGCUGCCCUACCACCGUGGUGCGUUGUUCAGCCAUCAAAUGCUGAAGACGUCUCUGUCACCAUCACAACGCUUGCCUCGCACAACUGUUCGUUUGGUGUUCGGGGUGGCGGACAUGGCUCAUUUGCCGGCUCAAACAGCGUUGAGGACGGCGUGACCAUAGACUUUGGCAACAUGAAUUCGACGACUUAUGACCCCGAAACUAAGCUCGCAUCUAUCCAGCCCGGAGGCCACUGGCAGACUGUUUAUGACACCCUUGCACCCCACGGAGUUGCUGUUCCCGGCGGUCGUGCUGGCACCGUCGGUGUCGGUGGCUUCAUCACCGGCGGCGGCAACUCGUUCUACUCUGCCUCCCACGGCAUGGCUUGCGACCAAGUCGCCAACUUCGAAGUGGUCCUGGCGAAUGGGUCGGUUGUUAACGCCAAUGCCACGUCGAAUGCCGACUUGUGGCAAGGCUUGAAAGGCAGCGGUGCCAAUCUGGGCCUUGUGACACGAUUUGACAUGUACGUUAUCGAUUUCCCCGACGCCCAAAACCCCAACGUUUGGGGUGGAAAUCUCAUUUACGACUUGAGCGCCGGCUCUGAGGUUAUAGAAUCCUUGGUUGACUUCACUGAGAACGUUCACAAGGAUGAAAACAGUUCUUCCAUCGUCUACUGGGCCUAUAUUCCUGCCUUGGGAGGCAUGAUGCUGAACGCUGCUGUUGAGAACACCUUGGGAAAAGUCAAGCCUGCGGCUUUUGAUCAAUACUACGUCUCGGGGAAGAUUCUCCAGGACACAACUAAGGUUGACCGACUAUCUACGGUAGCCAACGAGCUUGGCUCCGGUCAGCCUGUGGGUUUCCGAAAUGCAUGGUUUACUUUGGCAUUCGACAACGAUGCCCGCGUGAUGAAUUACGCUGUGGAUAAGUUCUACACCCUCAAUGAGAACCUUGAAGAAGCCGUUGGCGUGGACUCGGGCUUCAACACUCUGUGCAUGUUCCAGCCCAUCUCCAAGUCCAUAGUCGACAAGGGCAUUGCGAUGGGUGGAAACAUCAUGGGAUUAGACAACUAUAUCGCGCGGGGGAACGGCAUCAUGUUCCUCGUUACGCUUGCUAUCAAUGGUGCUGAUAAUGAGGCCAUUGCAUUUGACUUUGUCAAGGCCUAUACGGACGACGUCGACAAGUACGCAGCGUCCUUGGAUCUGGCCUGGGAGUGGAAGUAUCUGAAUUAUGCCCACAAAGUGCAGGACGUCAUCGCCACUUUUGGAGAAGCAGCCACUAGGAAGCUCCAGGCCGCAUCUUUGAAGUACGACCCAACUGGUGUUUUUCAGAAGCUACGUCUCUCGGGCUACAAGAUUCCUGCUUAA
Messenger RNA from Colletotrichum truncatum, 1527 nucleotides. Its product is annotated as FAD binding domain-containing protein. Lineage: Eukaryota; Fungi; Ascomycota; Sordariomycetes; Glomerellales; Glomerellaceae. The record is from RefSeq and is a predicted model, not a curated record. Gene Ontology annotation, molecular function: FAD binding.